UGGUGGGAGGGGUCGACACUAAAAAACAGUGCACCGCCCAGCCAGCACAAAGUUUGGAAAGUCCUCACAUCGUUACAUUGUUACAUCGGCCACAUCCUACUACCAGUGGAUUAUAAAGCCUCGACUACUUUAUUCAACAAAGACACCCUAAAUAAAAAGGCUGGAAUUGUCUGCUCUCCUGCUGCCACAGUCACUUUUGCUCCGCCACCAGACGAGGAGGACACUUCAACCUCUGCCCGAGCAUCUCCAACCCCCCCAGAGACUCCUCUUCCACAAACUUUAAACUGACCAGAGAUGGAGGGUCACGUGGCGCGGUUUGCCCUUCUGCUAUGCAUCACUGUUGCAGCUUCUGCCUCAAAUCAGACGUGUGAUCCAACGGAGGUUACUGACAACCCGUGGGUCUACGUGAGCGAGAUGCUGAUUGGCUGUUGGUCCAGCUUCAUCAGAGAGGACAAGGCAGAGGUCCACAUCCUUAACCUGAACUUUGCCGGCACGGAUUCCAAGAUGUUCUCUCUGGAGAUGAACAACGCCAAGCCGACGACCCUCAUCCUCACAUCGCCGGACAUUGCCUACGGUCUCUCCAACAUCAACGCCGAUGUUCACAUUUAUAUAAACAACGACUCCACGAUUACCAUUCAUGGUAAUGAACAUCACAACAAUGUCCACACGCUACAGUUCCCCACCGAAGAUGAGGAGCUGGUCAAGUGGGCCAGACAGAAGUUCGGGGGUGUGACUUCACUCACCACAGUCCGAAAUCUGAAAACAAUGACAUCGACAGGAACCAAAGGAACCAAACCUGGCUCCCGUUCCUGCAUCCUUAGAAACGAGGAUGCAUUAGAGAAGCACUUUAUGAAGAUUGAAACGGCACCCCUGGCCGCUUCGGUCAAAUCGUGCUCGCCGCAGCAACAGAACCCCGGCGAUGACGCCGAGCUUCACAUCAUAAACAUCCCGGAGAAUGCCAGCACUCGCAAUGUAUCGCUUCGCGUCGACGCUAAGGAGACCAAAGUGUUCCUGAGAGGCCCUCAGGGCACCACGUGGACCUUCCUCAACCCAAUGCACACCCAGUUUGGUUCGAACAACGACAUCCUGCUGCCCACCAUCACACACAGAAUCCCGCCAUUAUUUACACUGAGCAGCGACAAUGCGGGGGAUGUGCAAAGGAAGGCCUUAGAACAUUUCAGAGUCACUACUUUCACCAGCUACACUGAACUCAGACCAGAGGACUAUAUGGUUAUGCUUGUUCUCAGGAAAAAAGACAACCCUGCAGUGAUAGACACAGCACCAGCACCAGUCAUUCCCAUCACAACUAACGCCCCUCAUCAGAUGCCUCUGGUGAUGCAGCUGUACGCCUCCCCAGACUACCGUUCUCCCCUGGACCCCAACACCAAGGUGCAGAGUGACAAGAGAAUUUAUGCAGAGAUUUCAGGGCACACUUUAGGGGAUAUCGAGUUGACCAUCAAGGUGAUCAGAUGCUUUGUGCGCUCCACGGGCUCGUGCCCCAUAGUGAAAGAGCUGCCUUUCAUGCCAGAGGCCUGCUCUGCAAACUCUUGUCCCGGCAGUGCCCGACUCAGCUUCUCCUUAGAUCAGCUCCCAGAGAUGACGUCCACCACGUGGGACAUGGAAUGCUCCGUCAAGCUUUGCUACAGUGAGAAAUGUGGAGAUGGAGGAAGAGUGAAGAGGAAUCUGGAGGUUACCCAGCCGUGUCUGCAACCACCAACCCCCCCAUGCUUUGAUUUUGGCCUACCUGGUGUUCUGGGCAUCGCAUUUGGAGGCUUCCUAAUUGGAGUAUUACUUAUUGGAGCAUUGUGGUUUAUCAGAAUUAAAACAGGGUACCCAACUGGACUGGACAUUAGCUCGACUGCAGCAAAUCUUCCUGGAUGUCCCUGCUCGGGAGCGAAACGACAACCUGUCUCCACCAACCCUUCCCCCUCUGAGAACAGCAGCGCCAACGCAAGCAUCGGAAGCACCCAGAGCACGCCGACCAGCAGCAUGGCAUGAGAUUAUGAUAAUCUCCACCACCACCAGCAGAGCCUUUAAAGUCACCUAUACGGGUUUUGUGCCUUUUUGUUUUUCUUUAAUAAUGCUUAAAAAGCAUUUCCCCUUCCCUCGCCCCCCCUCCCCACCCCUUCAAAUCCUCGUUUUAAAAGCACAACCCACAUCUUUGACUCGCCCAGCCUGAAAUGGAUGUGAUCUGGGAGUUUGUAAUGGUGGAUCGGGAGGAGGUGGGGGGAGCUGGGUGACGGAUAACAGAAGUCUAAUCAAUGGCCUCUGACGCUCACCCCUGCAGCCUCUCUGUAAAGUCAAGCUCCUAGACAGGAAGUUAAAGAGGGCAAGGGAAAAAAAAAAAAAAAUUGGCUCCCGGCAACAGGAAAAACAAACCAUAUCCCCCCCCACAAGAGCUAACAGGAAAUUCACUGCAUUCCUUUCAAUGAAUUGUGCUUGUGUGAUGGCAAGCACAAGAAUAGUUAGGCAGGAGACAAAACCAGUCAAAAGGCUGACUUUGAAAAACAGAUGAAAAGCUGUUUUUCUUUUGCGUUCACAUCUAAGCUACAAAAAUACGAAGGGCUUUUGGCUAGGUCGGUCCAAGAAAGUUAACGUCUCGGGGACUGGAAAAAGCUCAACAUGUCAGGAUCUCAAACCACUCAAUGGAAUGCUCGCUUCAAGGGGUAUUUUAUCUUAAUUGGAGUUCGAGGUCAAUAGUUAACAGCUACCUCCUGUUAUUUAGAAGUCUGGAGCUUAAGUUUCAACUUUAGAUUUCUCUGGUGAAAUAAUCGUAUUUUUCAAUUUUUUGUUUCAUUCUGUGUCACUUUGAAUCUCAUAGUUGACCCCUCUGGGUCAUUUGUAGCUCACGAGACAAAGUCAUGGUGCCAUUUUCGUGCUAUCCAAUAGCUGUAUUAAGUUUUUUUUUUUUUCUUCCAGUGUUUAUUGGAAGUUACAGAGAAUAUACACAUUAUUUCCCAAUUACUCAACAAAGCCAAUCCCAAGUCAUAUUUGUGGAAGCUACUUUUAUUAAUGCAAGCUGAGGAAUGAUCACUCUCGUAAUGUACAGUACAGCAUAGCAGAGAUACAUGGCUGUAUCCAGAGCUGAGUAAUGGGCCCAUAAUGAGGAGUUAGUACCAAAACUCUGCACAUCAGUUUUUCAGACCUCACACAGCUACGCCCACAAGGUGGAGUUUCCCCAAAAAUAGUCUGUCUGGAGGUGGAAUGCCAGUACUUUUUCCUCCGCACAAUGUCCAUUCUCAAUCCAUCACCACCGCCUGACAAUUAGUUGUAACCACAAUUUUUCACUAUGUGGUAACAUACAUGAACACAUACAAGUUUAAUCACAACCAUGUAGCACUAGAUGCCAAUGUUUAUGGUGUAUAAACCAUCUUCCUAUAUUUGAUGAUCAAGACUUUCAGCAAGUAUAAAGUGUCCAACCUGCUCUUCUCAUUCUAAACGUAUCUUGUGAUUGGAGACGAGUGCACAGAAGAGAAAUAAUUUUUAGACCGUGACCGUGACCAUACAAAUUCCAAGAGACUUUUAUGCCUUGUGGGGGAGAACUUAAGGUACAAACAAUAGGCUAAAAUGUUCCAUAAUGAUAUUCACAUUUUAAGUUUGUCUUACACUGAAAGGAAAUGAAAUCUGUGAGAUUUCAGGCAAAUGUUUGUUUUCAACUAAUGGGCUAGAAAAAAAACCCAUUUCCAGGUGAAAACUUUUAAACUCAGACGAGUAGACUGUCACUCGAUAUCACGGCAAAGCGUGUAAUAGACCCGCAUGUCCACCAGAGGAUAGCGUGCCAGUGUCGCAACUUACCUCGCCGAGGCUUGAAUAUUACACGCGUGUAUUAAAGGUCCCAUAUUAUAAAAAA
This is a messenger RNA of Sebastes umbrosus (honeycomb rockfish), 3850 nucleotides long. It is a transcript of the gene eng, whose product is annotated as endoglin. The transcript has 14 exons. The record is from RefSeq and is a predicted model, not a curated record. Lineage: Eukaryota; Metazoa; Chordata; Actinopteri; Perciformes; Sebastidae. Bases 295 to 1998 code for a protein of 567 amino acids.